Messenger RNA from Racocetra persica, 478 nucleotides. The record is from the annotation of a GenBank genome assembly. NCBI's taxonomy places the organism in Eukaryota, Fungi, Glomeromycota, Glomeromycetes, Diversisporales, Gigasporaceae.
AUGAAUACAGUAUCUCUAAUAAACAAUUCAAUCUUAAAUUCAGAUACAAAUAAAAGACUUUAUACUGGAAAAGAGGAAGAAAAUAAUGUUUUUAUUAAUACCAUGUCUAUUAAUAACCCAACAAAAAAAGUGUAUUCGGGGGAUAUUGAUCCAGAAUUUUGUUUUAAUUCAAAAGCUCUCAGUCCUGCAGGACAAUCCUCAAUGCCUUCGCUAGAUAUAAAUAAUAAAAGACAAAAUGGAUAUAAACUCAUAAUACAAGCAUUUAAACAAGCUCUAAAAGACACUAAUUCCUCUCUUGGUAAGCUUGCUGUAGUGUGUGAUAUGGCUAGCGAUGAAAUAGAAGCAACUAGAUAUGUGGCUGCAAUCUCCGAAGAGACUAAAGAACAUGUUUGGAUUGUAAUACUUUACGAUGUUGCUAAAUAUGAUCAACUUUUUAAAUGGGAGAAUAAAGUUAUGUAUAUCAAAGAUCAAGAUGAAG